CAGGUUGGACAGCAUUUGGACUUGGAAUGAAACAAUAAGAGGUUACAUUCAUGGAUAACCAACAAGAUAAGGCUGUUGUUGCCUCAGCCAACGGAGAAAACACUCUGCUUAAUGGGGUCAAAGAAAAUGACUCGGAGGACCAGGAAAUGGCAAUGAAAUCAUUUACAGCUCUAGAGGCUGCUGCACCAAUCCAGCCUGUCCCGGUGGCUCAGAAAGAGACUGUGAUGUAUCCCAGGGGUCUCCUGCCUCUUCCCUCCAAGAAGCCUUGUAUGCAGAGCCCCUCGUCUCCUUUGGGCCUGAUCGAAGCACCUGAACAUGCUGCUAAUAGUGCUUCUGUGAAUGCCAUCUCCCUCACAUCCGGCAUUGCAAAAGGCCUAAACACAUGGUCACUGCCCAAUGAGUGCGAGAAAGCUCCAUUUGCCAUAAUGGAGCCUGCGGGCAUGUCAGCUCUGAAUGGGGACUGCCUCAUGCAGCCAAGCCGGACUUGCUUGGGCUGCUUCAUGGAAUCCAAGGAUGCAGUAGAUCCUGAGCCAGGAAUCAGUCUUAAAGUCGGCGAUCUACAUAGGGAUUAUGAAACCUGUGCGGUCUCUGACAUAGGGAUUCAGUGCAUUAAUGCUGGAGAAAACAUGAAAUAUGGAGAGCAGCUGCUCUCAGACCAGCUCCUCGGCUUCCCCCUACAGAAAUCAAGGGCGGGAGAUAGACGAGAAGUCGAGAAAGCUGACAUCGACUUGGAGGAUCCGGCUCAGAAAAGUUAUUAUGAGGCGUUACUGUUAGAUAAGUGCAAUACAGAAGAGGCUUUGCUGGCCAAUUCCAAUCAGGAUUGGGGUUACUUCGAGACUUUCAUUAGUGAGAGUAAGAUCGAACUGCUCGAUCUCUGCUCCAAGAAUGAGCUGUCCGUCAACCUGUUCUCUGAGGAAGAUGUGGAUAACUACAUGUUCGAUGAUGACGAGUCAACACUGGGCAGUGAUGUCUGCUCCCUGAAAAUUCGAUAUGAGUCCUUCCAGGACAACGUUCGAGAUAAGACCACCCUUCUGAUGCAGGAGGAUGCCCAAUUCAACUUUUUCCCCAGUGUGUUUACUACCUGCCCAAAGCGGGAGUCUAAGAGCGGGGCCCUGAGGCAGAGCAGUGAUCUUUCACAAUUCAAGGUCCCCGAUGUGAGCAUCAUCUGGGGGGAGGAAGAUAAACACCCGGACAAGAAGAAAGGCAAAGAAGAAGGACAGGAAGACAAAGGUGCACAGAAAAAAGACGAAAAGGAUAAUGGAGAAAAAUCUGCCUUAAAUAAACCAUGCGGUGGGACUGAGGGAGGGCAAUUUAAGAAUCCAAAGCAGGGCCAUCUUGCCAAUUCCUUAGAGGCUUUAGGAAAUUUCGGUGAUGACAGUUCCUUCAUUGAGGUUUCUUACGACGCCAUGGGGGAGAUCAAAGACUGUAGCCGCUAUAUGGCUCGGGACACUAACUCUGGCAGCUCCUCCUCCCAGCAGAACUAUGGGCUGCGAGCCAAGAGAAAAGUCAGAUACAGUGAAGAUUAUCUAUAUGAUGUCGACUCGCUGGAGGGUGUAAAAGUAAAUGAGAGGAAGGAAUGGCUUCCAGGUGGUUCUAAAGAGGAAGACGAUGACGAGUGGCAUCCCAAAAAAAGAAGAAAAGUAACCCGCAAAGAGCCCCCCGUCAUCAUCAAGUAUAUUAUCAUCAAUCGCUUCAAAGGUGAGAAGAACAUGCUGGUGAAGUUGGGUAGAGUAGAUGCCAGUGAGACCACAGUGAAUCUGAGUGAGAAUCAGCUAAGCAAAUAUUCCAAGCUGGCCCCCUUGAAGGGCUUCUGGCAGACGAAGAAGCAGAGAAACAGCAGCACAGAUGCCAGCAAGACACACCUAGGCCCAAAGCAAAACUUUGAACCAGGUAGCUUCGAGGUGUCAUUCCUGCCACCUGCUCGCAAACGAAAAUCCAAACUUGGCAACAGGCACAGGAUUCAAAGAAUUUCAUCCGUGGAAACUUCGGCAAGCGGGAAGCAGGUUUCGUUCUGCGGCGAUCAGAAGCAAGCUAGCUGUCGCAAAGAAGACGGAAGUCUGAAAAGUAUGCUGAAAUCAGCAGCCCUGGCCGCCCCCAGCUGUGCGAAUGGAUCACCUUUGAAUGGCAUUGCAGGCCCUGACUUAGCGAAAGUCAAAGGCCAAGACGCAGAAUUUAAGGGGCCAGAGAGGAAGGUGCUCAAUAAAAUCAAAUUUAGAAGCGAAGCCCGAUUAAAAUCUAAGAAAAUCAAAGCUGGGCAAGAAAGCAAGCCGGUCGUUCACAUGAGCCCUCUUUUGGAAGAGCGAUCCUCCAAGGCUGAUUUAAAGAAUGAAGCUGUUCCCGAGACCUCCAACGGUUCCCAUCCAUCUGAAUUCCAUGAGGCAAAAGUUGCUAAGAAUUCUACUUUCCUACCGACAACCUGCUCUUCUGAAAUACCUCUAUCAUCCGCUAAUGUUGCCACCAAUAUACCUGUUAUUCCCGGAGGGUAUCUGCAGACGUUGCUAGAUGCUUCCGACUUGUCAAAUAAUACCGGUAUCUCAUACUUCACUCAGCAGUCUCCAGAGCAAAAUGAACGCAGCCUCGCUCAAACAGAAAAGUCGUUUGUACCUCUGCAGCCUGCCCAGGACUGCGUGGAUUCCUCGCCCUCCGAAUCUGAGCUGCAGCAGUCACCCCAAAACUUCAAAAUAGAAUCAAGCAACUAUGGAAAUGCGUGGCCCACCAAGCCUACUUCGGGUUCCCAGGAAUUCAUGACUGAAGUCUCAAGAGAAACAGCUCCAACCCCAUCCAGUGAAUUUGGAGUCUCCCAAGUAGAGUCCAUGGAAAGUAAUGCCACAGCUACAACAUACAGUCCAAUCUGCCUGAAUAGUGGUGGCAAUAGUUGCAACAAGGUCCUGUAUGCCUCUGUGCAAGACAGCCAACAACUGCCAUCCGAUGACUCUUAUCAAUUAUGUCACUUUAAUAACGGAGGGGUCUGCUUUCCUUUUCAGCAGGGCCUAGUCAACAUGGAUGAUGGUCGACUCUUCAGCUUCGAUUCCAUGGCCCCACUCUCUGUCAACUCAAACAAUUAUUGCUCCUUAAGCUUGAAGUCUUGCGAAAAGGAUGGCGAUGAGGAUAUCGCUGAUGACUUCUUGGCCCAUUGCAGCCCCAAGCUGGUGAUCCAGCAGAGCGUCGAUGAAGUAGCCCCGCUAAAGGAAUCCAGUGACCUGUUAGAUAUCUCCAACUUCACUCCUGACAAAUUCCGCCACUCUUCCCUCUCAGAGAUGUCCCCACCUGACACCCCCAGUCUUUCCCCUCAGAUUACCAGAUGCGAGAGUAUGAAGACACUAGGAACACUGAAGGAGUUCCAGGAGGGUGCCCCAGGACCACUGGGCAAUAUGGACAAGAUCAAGUGGGAGGAUGGAUUUGCUUUAAAUAACCAUCAGUUUCAGUUUCAUAUGUUCAACGAUGAGGAUUCCGUCAGCGUGCUCCCCAAAAACCCUUGCUUAUCAACGUUCGACGAUCCAUCUGGUCAAACGAAUACCAACAACAAAGUGUCAAAAUCAAGAAAGAGAAGUUCACCCAGCAAGAAUGGGACUGUGAACCAAAGCUCUUCUCAGAAAAACACUAGAAAAAAAUCCCCCAAAGCCACCAACAAAGGGAUCGAAAAGCCAUCUGGUAAAACCUCCCGCCAGGUCCCUAAGUCAACAAAGAAAGGGAAAUACAUGGCCGCAAUCCAUGGAGAGAAGAUGCAAAUUGGCAUUGGCCGUGGGGGAGGUCAGAUCAACAGCAUCUCCUCCACAGGGAAGACAUUGGCCGAAUGUGCCCAGCAUGGUGGCACUGGGGCCUCUAUGAAAAUGCCAAGUCAGAAGGGACUUUCUGGAGAUUGGGCUUUGCGGAAGGAGAGCAGCCCGGGCUGGAGUGACAUGAGCAUGAGCACCAACACCAACAGCCUCCUGGAUGAUGACCAGCGGGAAUUUCAGGAGCCUUCCUAUAUCUUGUCCAACAUUGCCUCUGGUAUGGCAGACGUGCAGAGAUUCAUGAUGGCCUCCAUAGAGCCCCUUUGGGAACCCAUGGAGCACCAUAGGGAUCCCAACGUUUUCUAUUCCCCCGAGUCCAAUAGUCUAAAGUUAAAAACCCUCAAAAUAUUGGCGGGGACACCACAGGAAUCUAAGAAAAAGGUCACCGGCGGGUCACCGGGAGCCACUAAGAAUCACAGGUCCAUCAAGGGUGUGAGUAAAAGCAACGGAAAAGCAGCAGUAGGCGAAUCUGGUCAUGCGAACAUGCCUGCUUAUAAUGAGGACUCUCGCUCCGCCUUCUUUGAUAAAAAGUAUAAUAAUCUGAGCACUUUAGGCAAUAACGGACCGACACACAAAAAGUUAUAUCGUCACAAAUCCAGCUCCAAGGCCCUGAGAGAUGAGAAGUGUAAGGGAAAGCGUGUGGAGCGAGAACAGGUCCACAAGGAUGAGGCUGGGACAGCUUCUUUUGAAAAACUGAGGGGUUCCGACUACAAUCACCUAAAAGCAGAAACAGCAUUUGGGGUUUUACCUGUGUUUGAAGAAGAGGCUCGCAUUUUCCAGAAAGACAUUUGAUGUUUGUAUUUUAUAUCUUUCAAACUAUGCCUUGUGGUAUGUAUGUUGACAUGUAAGUGCUUAAAGAAAUGAAUUUUAAAGUGUGGGAAUAAGUCUUUGGAAGCAAACUUUAAUCCGAUGUUCUAUGUAAAAGACUUUAAAAGUCACACAGUUGCACACGUAGUUUAUGCGGUAUUUACCCAAGGGGGAAAAAAAAAAGGAAAACAUUGUGCCAAACUACAAACAAGUGACUCUAUUGUAUAUAUUUUUACUUCUAUAUCAACAUUUGGUUGUGAGUAUUUGGGGAGCUUGUCCCUGUUGAUUUACUAGAAACAUUCCAGUGAUUCUCGCUAUUAACAACCCCACUUAUGUGGAUAGCACCUAUAGAUCACAGUGGAAAUACAUGCUGUGCUAUACAAUUUUACCAAAACUUAAAGGAUACGGUUUGAGACGUGCCAAAUUUCCUUACUUCAUCUCACAGAUUCACCCCAGUUUAAAGCUCAUUAAUGAUUUUCUCAAUAUAUAUAUGUGUGUGUGUGUGUGUGUGCGUGUGUGCGUGCGUGUGCGUGUGUGUGUGUGCGCAUACAUAAUUUAAAAUUUUAAAACUCUGCUGUCCUGUGUGGAAACAUGAAGAAUUAAACAUCGCACAAUAAAGGUUUGUUUGUUCCAUUGUCUAAAGGUUAAAAUGUUGGAAAAGUCUGGAAGUCACAACACCUUAGUCCAUCAAGGACCCAAGUAUAUACAUUUACAGAACCUUUUACAAAGAGACAAAACAGCUGCUUUAAAGUUUGUUUUCUAAAAGCAAAAUCUGUAGCUGAAAAUUAUUUAAAGUGCAAAGUUAUAUUGCUGAUACUUUAUAUCUCAGUUUUAUAUAUUUUAUAAUAGUCUGGGAUAAAUUAUAAAAUAGCUAUAAAAUCAACACUAAUGAUAGAUGAAGUACAUAGAUUGCUUUUAUUUAAGUAGUUUCCUAAAUGUUUUGUUCCAGUUUUGUCAAGUGCAUUCAUAUCAUGGCUUUAGUGUUCUUUAAGUGUUUAAUCUUGCAAUGCCAAUGUAAUUUAAAGAAAAUGUUAAGGCAUCUCAGUUCGACUCCUACGAGUUACGUACAUGUAUCAGAUAAGCUGAACAAUUUGUGGUAACAACUAAUUCGGGCCAUUUAUACUUAGUCUGAGGAUGACUAGUACUUGAUGCCACACGCUAAAUUUAUAUUUCGAUUUUUAUAGAAAUUUCUGAAAUCAUAUUUUUAUUCAGUCCUACCCCCCUUUUUUAAAUUUCACAGCUCCGACAUCUCUCGCUACUAGCUUUUCCUUCCUCUUUAUUUACUGCUUGACUUCUAACAUUUGAUCUAUUUUCCUUGCACAGUUGAAGGCCUCUGUGUCUGAUGACUGAUGCAUUAUGGCACAGAUGAGAUGAUGGAUGUGAAAGCGCUUUGUAGAUCGUAAAGUGCUAUACAGAUAUAGGGGAUUAAUAUUAUUAAUGUUGUUGGUUGUUGUUGUUGUUAAUCUUACUAUUCUUACUAAUAUUGUUACUAACCUAUUAACUUGUGAAUAUAUAGGCUGUGGGUGGGAGGGUGGAGAAUAAGUGGGUGGGGAAAGUGGGUUUUAAAAAAGGGAAGAUGUUUCAAAAGGAAAAAUUUAAGCAAAAUAUGAACCUACCUAGUUAUUGCCACCUAAAUAUAUUCACAAACAGACAAGCAACAUUUGAAAGUAGUCAGAGAAAAAUGGAAGGUAGCCUGUCACGUAUACUAGUAUACACACUUCUCAGUCCAUGAUGCCUUUCACCAGCCUGCUCUGCUACUUACGGCUAGGUAGUCAAAUGAACAAGCCUGUGUUCUUGAUGGUGUGAUUGCGUGCGUAUGAGGAGCAUUUUGUGAAGCUGCUUCAGACCUGUUCCUAGGCUUUGAUGCUCUGUGUGUGAUGAGUCCUGGAAAAUUACUGGAAAGGCACCAGAUGAUACGUGUCUCCUGCUCUACAGCUGCCACCCAAAAGGGAAAAUAAUCAAACUGGAACGCUUUCUUCUUUUCGUCCACUCUGCUAGCUAGCUGUCUGUACUAAAUUCUAUGGCUGGCUCCUAGGAACUGGUCUUUGUUUUUUUAGUUGUUAUGAUUUGCAGCUGAAUUUUGGUUUGGAAUCACUAACUCUGCCUAUACUGUGAUCCCCAAGACUCCAGACUUCAAAGUCGCCUGCUGGUAAUGAAAGAAGAAAUAAAGGAAAUUUUCCAUGAA
Molecule: messenger RNA, 6765 nt
Organism: Pteropus alecto (black flying fox)
Lineage: Eukaryota; Metazoa; Chordata; Mammalia; Chiroptera; Pteropodidae
Gene: NEXMIF
Product: neurite extension and migration factor
Exons: 3
Coding region: 51-4565 (1504 amino acids)
Biological process (GO): negative regulation of cell-cell adhesion mediated by cadherin; negative regulation of cell adhesion mediated by integrin; negative regulation of neuron migration
Cellular component (GO): nucleus
Source: RefSeq, a predicted model, not a curated record